UUUGUAAAUAAUAUUAAAUUUACUUUUUCGUUCGUUCGACACGUAACGUACACACAGAUUAAUCGUUAUACAGAUUCCGAGCGUGAAACAUGACAUCGAGUGAUUUAUCCAACUGUGACAUCAGAAUAAAGGAAGAACCUAGUGAGGUUUCGCCUAUCGAAAAUGAUUACGAUGUUAUUGACCAGAAACCGGAUGUUAAACAUUUUCAGUUCUCCAUAUUUCCACAAGAUAAUAGAUCAACCUAUGGGCUUCGAGAAUGUGACGGAAAUCGGGAAAUUGAACUUGACGCUGUGGAAAUAGAGUUCGAGUGUAUAGACAUGAAGCCUGGCACGAAUUUUCUGAAUUACGCUCACAAAACAAAUGAUAAUAAUUUUUAUGCAUCUCAAAACAUAAUUAAAAAAGAAACUCUUGGAGAAGUGAAAAAAGAAUUUGACAGUGACGUUGCAGAGAAGUUAGAUUUGAAUUCAGAUUGCGAAUUUCAAGAGCAAAAUAAAAUUAAAAGAGCUGCAAAUAAGUAUAAACAAAGACUCGAAAUACGCAUGCGUAAAGAUACAACCUACACAUGUGAUAUUUGUAGAAAGAAAUUUUCACAUAAAGGGAGUCUGAAUCGGCAUGUCCAAUCAUUGCACCAAGGUAUCACCUGCACAUGUGAUACAUGCGGAAAAAAAUUUUCACAAAAAGGUAAUCUCCAAAUCCAUAUAGAUGCGAUACACAAUAAAAUCACCCAUCCUUGCAGUAUAUGUAAACGGAAAUUCUCAGAUAAGAGUAGUCUCAAAAGGCACAAAGAUUCGGUACAUCAUGGUUUCAGGCAUGCAUGCGGUAUAUGCCAAAAGACAUACAAUCAAAAGGGUCAACUCAAUAGUCACAUACAAUCAUCGCACCAAGGUAUCACCCACACAUGUGAUAUUUGCAGCAAGACGUUUGCUCGAAAAUAUGAUCUUAAAAGGCAUGUAAAAUCUUCGCACCAAGGUAUCACUCACACAUGUGGUUUAUGCGGAAAAAUGUUUACUCGAAAAUCUGAUCUUAAAAGGCACGUAAAAUCUUCGCAUCAAGGUAUCACCUACACCUGCGAUGCAUGCGGAAAGAAAUUUUCAAAAAAAAGUAAUCUCCACAGCCAUAUCGAUGCGAUACACAAUAUAAUCACCCAUCCUUGCAGUAUAUGCGGAAAGAAAUUCUCACUUAAGAGUAAUCUCAGAAUGCACGUACAAUCUUCGCACCAAGGUAUCACCCACGCAUGUGAUAUUUGCGGCACGACGUUUACUCGAAAAUCUAGUCUUAAAAGGCACGUAAAAUCAUUGCACCAAGGUAUCACCUGCACGUAUGUGAUACAUGCGGAAAGAAAUUCUCAAAUAAAAGUAAUCUCAUAAACCACACCGAUUCGGUGCACGAAUGUAUGACCCGUACAUGUGAGAUGUGACUCUCAAAAUCUACAUUCAUGAAGUGUUGAUUGGUAUUAGACUAAUGCGAUAGUUGUAGAAAAUAUGCACACGACAGGGACAUCUGAAAAUGUUCAUUGACUAUGAUAUCAUGGGUUCGAUCUAUGUUAUUUCAUUAUGUAUAAACGAUUUUCAAGUUUUCAAAAA
Molecule: messenger RNA, 1583 nt
Organism: Trichogramma pretiosum
Lineage: Eukaryota; Metazoa; Arthropoda; Insecta; Hymenoptera; Trichogrammatidae
Product: zinc finger protein 271-like
Exons: 3
Coding region: 90-1367 (425 amino acids)
Cellular component (GO): nucleus
Source: RefSeq, a predicted model, not a curated record